AUGCUCUCCCGCAGCGCACCUCGCUUUCUCCGCUUCACCAGUCGUGCCGCCCAACCUGCCCCCCUCAUCACCCCGCAAUCCCGGCCCGCUCUCGCUCUAGCUCGCAGCUCCGCAUUUCCGAGCCGUCCUUUCCACGCAUCUGCCACCAGAGCUAAGGGUAUCCAGCCUGACUCUGAGAACCCGCGUCCUCCAAAUUCACAAUCUGGGUCUGUGGCUGGUCCGGGGACGCAUGUUACUGAGCCAUCGUCGUUGACGCCGGAGGAGUACCGUGAUUACUCGGAACAUUAUUUUAAUGUGUUGAUUGCGGAGCUGGAAAAGUCGCAGGAGGACGGGUCGGAUGUCGAGGCCGAGUAUAGUGCCGGUGUUCUCAACGUCAGCAUCCCCGCGAUUGGAACUUAUGUCCUCAACAAACAACCUCCCAACCGACAGAUCUGGCUCAGCUCACCCAUCUCCGGACCGAAACGGUAUGACUGGGUCCUUGAGGGUGACGGCAUGCAUGAAAAGGAGGGCACCCGCGAGUUUGCGCAUGGGCAGUGGAUCUACCUGCGUGAUGGUAGCAAUCUGACGGAGCUGCUUAAUGCCGAGAUGUCGCUGUCUUUGCCAAAGGAUAUCUACGGUGUGCUGCUUGAUGAUUAG
Penicillium odoratum is the source of this 636-nucleotide messenger RNA. Its product is annotated as frataxin family protein. The record is from RefSeq and is a predicted model, not a curated record. The transcript is spliced from 2 exons. Bases 1 to 636 code for a protein of 211 amino acids. Gene Ontology annotation, biological process: iron incorporation into metallo-sulfur cluster; intracellular iron ion homeostasis. NCBI's taxonomy places the organism in Eukaryota, Fungi, Ascomycota, Eurotiomycetes, Eurotiales, Aspergillaceae. Gene Ontology annotation, molecular function: 2 iron, 2 sulfur cluster binding; ferric iron binding; ferrous iron binding. Gene Ontology annotation, cellular component: mitochondrion.